Cotesia glomerata is the source of this 3037-nucleotide messenger RNA. RefSeq names its product protein artichoke (gene ltl). The transcript has 8 exons. NCBI's taxonomy places the organism in Eukaryota, Metazoa, Arthropoda, Insecta, Hymenoptera, Braconidae. The record is from RefSeq and is a predicted model, not a curated record. Gene Ontology annotation, molecular function: protein binding. The coding region runs from base 740 to 2761 and encodes 673 amino acids.
AAAAGUCAAUAUGAAUAAAAUGUAAGCCAGUAAAGUGUAACAUCUGUGACAGAAAGUAUGGGUUUAUAAAAGUGAAAUCCUGACAACUUAUACGUAUAUAUAUAUAUAUAUAUAUAUAUAUAUAUAUAUAUUAAUAAGAUUAGUAAGAUCGACGUCGUGUAAACUGUAACUGACAUUUCGAGGAGAUUAUUGUUAAGCGAUAAAAGUAACUAUUAGACUAUUAGUAUAGCUAUUGGGUCUUUUAAAAUAGUGUAGAUGUACUAGCACGAUAUUAAAGAGCGAAGAGGGAGGAGUGAUUGAUUAUGAGCCGUAGUUGAGGGGGGAGUUACGAAGGACGUUUCUCGUGGUUGUUACUUAUUCAAGUUAAUGUAUUAAGUCAAGUCAGUCGGCAGUCCAAGUCCGAGUGUUGUUGCCGUUGCAUUGUUCGCUCUAUUGGGUCCAAAAAAAAAAAAAUAUUUUUUUGACAAGUGAGGGUUAAAGUAAUUGAGCGUAAAAGUGACAAAUAGAAAAGUGGGACAAAUAAAUAUUAUCGUAAGAAAUAAUAAUCAGUGGGAGGAAGAGGAGGAAUAGAUCCAAGUCCAAGAUUAAGAUUAAGACUAAGAAUAAGAAGGAAGAACAAGAGUAAGAGUAAGAAUCUUAGUACGCGCAUGGUCUGUCCCGGAUCGGAUUGCCGAGUGGGGUAUUUGGAUGGUGAUUAGAAGAGUCGGCGCGUUCCUGGCUGCUGGUCAAUCGCAACACAAUGUCGGGAAUACUAUACACACUGCUCGGUAUCGCAGCGAGCGCGAGUCUUCAUUGUGCGGUCAGACGCGAAAUAAGUCCCUGCACUUGUAGACAGGAAAAGUAUUCACCCCCGACGGGGAUCGUGACAUCCUCCAGCAGUGUCUCCGAGGCCCCGACGAUCGUCCCCCAAGGUGUUGCUGUUUUAACCAGUCUUUCCACUCGCACCGCGGGCGAUGGGGGAGGGGGAGGGGGUGGUGGUGGUGGUGGUGACUCUAAUUCUAAUUCUGGUUCUGGUGGUAGUGGUGCUGCUAAGCCUCCCAAGUAUGGGGAGAAAAUCUCGGUUAUGUGUGAAAAAAUGGAAUCCUUUGGACAGGUCGCGGACGCCCUACGUGGCAAAUUUACCCCCGGCCAGCAGAUCGUACUCAAAAUAUCACAUUCACAGCUCAAGGAUAUCUCCAGGCACGACUUCAAGGAACUACAGAUGUCUAUUUCGAGGCUCGAGCUCAACUAUGAUCACCUGAGUAAUAUAGACGGAGAAGUAUUUGCUGGUUUAAGUAGAACAAUGUAUUUAAAUUUAGCAGACAAUGAAAUCCCAUCGAUACCGCGACAUAUAUUGUCGCACUUACCCCUGCUGAUAACACUAGAUCUCAGCAGGAAUCGGAUAACUCGGAUCGAUGUCAAUGACUUCAAGUACAAUCCGUCAUUGCAGCAAUUGUUGUUGGCCGGUAAUCCAAUAACUGAAAUGAUACCUGGAUCGUUACCACCCAGAAUAAAUAAAUUACAUGUUGGAAGAAAUCAUUUACGUACAUUAAAUCGUACACUUUGUGAUCUAAAUCAAUUGGAAUGGUUGUUUAUAAAUUCCAACGAGCUAACGUCUCUCGACGGGGAAUUACCCACGUCAGGCCAUAACUUACGCAUGUUACACGCCAUGGAAAAUAAAUUGACUCAUCUACCGCCGGAAUUUCGUCAACUACAUCGGCUAGAAAUGUUAUUCCUUCAGCACAACAAAAUACGUAGCCUAGAUGGUACGCUUCAAAAAGCGUCAAACCUUAAAUACUUGGAGCUAUCUUACAACGAGCUACAAGAACUCACGGCUGAGGACUUUGUCGAGGCCGAGCUCCUGGAGGACCUUGAACUGGGUCACAAUUCCCUAAAGUCGCUCGGAGGCGACACUAACGGUAACGGGGACGGAAACGGCAGCAAAAGCGCUCUGUGGCCUCUCAAGUCUCUCAAGAGUCUCAAUUUGACGCACAAUGAGCUCACCGAAUUCUCCUUUGUCUCACUUCGCGGGCUUAAGGAACUUCGUCUUAUUGAUCUCUCCAGCAAUCAAAUCGCGCGCGUUUAUCGGGGUCCUAUUGAAAACUUGGUUGACGAAGACGGAGAAGAAAUACCUGGCGCAAGUAUUCAAGAGCUUCGUUUACAAAACAACAAACUUCAAACUUUAGAAGAUUCAUUGUUUGUCGGAAUGCGAGAAUUACAAAGAUUAAACUUAAGUCACAAUGCUUUAGGUCCAACAAUUGGCUCACAAAAAUUCCGUGGGCUUGAAAAUUUACGUAAUUUAGAUUUGUCACACAAUAAACUUACAACUCUUGACGAUAUUUCUGAAGCAAGAUUACCAGCCCUUGAAGAAUUAAUAGCUACACAUAACAGACUAGUAACCUUAUCAGAUCGGGACUUCCGCGGUUUUCCAAUUCUUUGUUCCGCGGACCUAACAAUGAACGCUAUUCGGUCGUUAACCGCGGAAUUAGUCGCGAAUACGCGUUGUACAGUCCACGGUGUUCCUGAUAUUCUACGAAUAUAUCUCCAAGACAACCCGGUGCUGUGCGACGCAGCAUUAGUGGACCUGACGGUCGCAUUAGAGGUAAACUACGCAAAGGUGUACGGAACGGCCAAGCAAUGUCCCACAACAGUGGAAACCCCCGUUACCGAGGCGACGUCUUUUGUACCGAUCCAGCCCUCCUCGGAUUUGUUCUACGUUCCAGCGAUCGCCGUUGCCGAUACCUCCGCUAAUAUUUCAUUCGCUGCGACACUCGAGCAAUAAUUAGUUGUAAACAAUUUAUAAUUAUAAUUAUAAUAAUAAUAAUGUUAAUAUUGAUAUUAAUAAUAAUGAUAAUAAUAUUGAAAAUAACAGCUAAACAAACUAAAAGGUUAACAGAUAAUAAGUGUCCCGUGAUAAAAAAUAGAUUAAAGAUUUAAAAAAAAAUUUUUUUUCACAACUGAGUCACUGAAAAAUGAUUAGAUUAAAUUGAGUUUGUUUUUUUGAAUAAAAAUAAUUCGGAAUAUUUUUGAGAACCCGCGGAUAAAUUUGUAUUACUAA